Molecule: messenger RNA, 1598 nt
Organism: Synchiropus splendidus (mandarinfish)
Lineage: Eukaryota; Metazoa; Chordata; Actinopteri; Syngnathiformes; Callionymidae
Gene: pold3
Product: polymerase (DNA-directed), delta 3, accessory subunit
Exons: 12
Coding region: 160-1461 (433 amino acids)
Biological process (GO): DNA replication; DNA synthesis involved in UV-damage excision repair; nucleotide-excision repair, DNA gap filling
Cellular component (GO): delta DNA polymerase complex; nucleus
Molecular function (GO): DNA-directed DNA polymerase activity
Source: RefSeq, a predicted model, not a curated record
CAGGUCUCGACCACAGUGGGGCUGCCCCGCCUGCAGGGGGCAGCAGAGAGCGCUGUAGUUAGCCGGAUACAAGCGCAAGAACACGUGACACUAACAGGAAGUAAAUAAACCCGCUUUCCCGCGCAGUCAUCUAGCUGUCUACGCCGAUUUCCCAGCAAUAUGGAUAUGGAUGAACUCUAUUUGGACAACAUCGACGAAUAUGUCAACGACCACGACAAAAUAGUGACGUAUAAAUGGCUGAGUUUGACUCUCGGUGUUCACGUCAACACAGCAAAACAAAUGCUGUUUCAUUACUUGGAUCACAAGAGAAAAGAGAGUUCUGCUCAACUUCAUGCCACUUAUCUUGUGUCCGGGAAGCUUGUGGACAAUGGUCACACGAGUCACAAAGUGUCGGUCGUCAGAGAAGACCAGUUGGAAGACAUCAAAUCCAAGUUGAGUCCUGUCGUCAGCGUCCACGUGUACAGUGUUCAAAAGGCUCUUCUGAAAGACAGUGGUCCACUUUACAGUGUCGAUUAUGAUGCUGUGAAAGACAACAUGAAGACCUGCAGCAAGUACAGUGCGAUCCGCUGCUCCACAGCGGUGCCCCUUUCCCCGGUGGAGCUGCAGCAGGCACGUGAGAUCCAUCGCGCUCCCACACCAGAACCUGAAGUCAAGAAGUCGUCGGUCAAUGGGAACACAGCCUCCAAAAUCUCCAGCAAGCCACAGAAAGGAAUCAUGGGAAUGUUUGCAAACAAACCGGGACCCAAGAACCAGGAUGGAACUACAGAUAUCAAGUCAGAGGUGAAAGACAACGCUCCCACGAUUGAAGCCUCCAAACCAGCUGCAAAGACUAAUCACAUGAACAACUUCUUUGGAAAUCAAACAAAGAAACCAGUAAAAGAGGAAGAAACAGCUGCUUCUCCAGCAGCAGAGGAGAAACCUCAAGAAGAACAACCUACCAAAAAACAAGAGGCUACAGCGGUGGAGCCACCGAAGCAGACGAAGAAAGACUCGAGAAGCAAGUCCAAGCGUGUGAAGGACUCUGACAGCGAGGACGAGAAGAUGGAGAAGAAGAAGAGACGGCGGAUCAAGAAGCCAGAACCGGACAGCAGCGAUGAAGAUGUCAUCCCAGACUCUCCUCAGCCCAUGGAAACCAGAGGCACCUCGCCGAGCCCCAAAAAACAGAUUAAACCAGUUCUACAGUCCAAUGAAACCUCUGAGGGGAAGAUCCGGAGGCGACGACGAGUCCUGAAGUCUCGGACGUUUGUGGACGAUGAAGGAUGUAUCGUCACAGAAAAAGGCUAUGAGAGCGAGUCGUACUCGGAAGACGACACCCCGGCGCCCGAGCCGGCUGCUAAAGCUGCGGCGCCAUCCAGACCACAGACCGGCAGCAAAGACUCGGAGAAGAAGAGCCAGAAGAAGAGUGCGGCGAACAAAGGAAGCAAACAAGCUUCUAUCAUGGGCUUUUUCCAGAAGAAAUGAGGAAUGGCUGCACAAACAAACUCUGAAUGACUGUUGAUAUUUAGUUUGUCCGAAUAAACCUCUCUUGUCAUCUCGACAACGCUCACUCCAGCAACUUGUUUGCUGAUCUACAUUUGAAUAAAAUGUUUGUUUUAUUC